Molecule: messenger RNA, 1125 nt
Organism: Pelagomonas calceolata
Lineage: Eukaryota; Pelagophyceae; Pelagomonadales; Pelagomonadaceae
Source: the annotation of a GenBank genome assembly
UUGGCGGCAGAAGAAACUGCGGCCACGGAACCAGCAGCCCCAAAACACACCACCCUCUCUGCAGCCGCGGAGGGAGUUGCAGCCGCCGUAGACGUACAGCAGGCCGCGGAGAAACCGAAGAAAAGCAAGCCGCGGAGGAGUCGCAGGGGUGGGAAGAAAAGGGAUACCUUCAAGAACCAGCUAAGAAAAGCACUCUUGCUCUACGACACCGUAGCCAUGGAAAGCGACUCCGGCUCGGCCAUGGACGCGAGCGCGCCGCCGAGCCGCGCGCCCUCCAUACGACCCGAGAGCCCGGCCAUGGCGACGACGCACUCGGUAAAUUCCCUGGUCGAGACGAACACGCAGCGCAGCGACUCGGCCUCCGAGCUCGCGCCGGCGCAACCUCCGGGGUUUCUCGGUCCAAGAGUGGUAAGGAAGCGCGACCGCUGGUCCGACGGUGAAAGUGAUAGCAUGGCGCCGCCGGCGAAGCGGCCCGAGCCCGACGCCAUUUCGGACAUCGGCGCGCCGUCCGAGCUCGGCGCCAACGCGUCGGCGUCCGAGGCCGAGGAGGCGCCGGCGCCGGCGCCGCCGGCCGAGGACGCAUCAAUAGCGGAGACGGAGCGCUACGUCCGGCUGGCCCUCGACGCGCACGCGCGCAGCGCGCCGCCGCGGCGCCAGGAGACGAUCGCGCGGCCGCCGUCGCCGCGGCGGAGCCGGGACGCGCAGCGGGCGCCGCCGCCGCCGCCGGCCCAGCAGUACGGCCCGGGACCCGGGGGCGGCGCGCCGAGCUACCACGAGCAGCUCGCGCAAGCUAGAGCGCGCGGGCCCGUGGCGUACACGCCGCCGAGCACGGGCGCCGGGGCGGGCUGGGUCCCGAGCGGCCGCUCUGGCGGUGGUGGUGGACAGUACGGGCCGGGCGGCGGCUUCGGCGGCAACCAGUACGGAGGACCGCCCCGCGGGUAUCCGCAGCAGCGCGGCUACGGCUACGGCGGGCCUCCUCCGCGCGGCUACGGCAACUAUGGGCCACCGCCUGGGCAGUACCCGCCGCGCGGCUAUCCGGGAGGGUAUGGUCCCCCGCCCGGCCAACAGUACCCGCCGCAGCAACGCGGCUACGCGCGGAGCGGGCCGCCGCCGCCGCAGCGCUGA